UGAAAUAGGAUUGGAAGAGGGUAGUAGUUUUCCGUUACCAGAGUCGUUAUUUGAUUAGCGCGUAGUUCAAGCGGGUGGUUCAAAUCAAUAAUCAAUCGCCACCUAUCAACUUGGACAGCCCUAUUUACUGCGUACACCACAAAUUUAAUGUCUCUCUCUCUCCUCUCUCCUUGAGUCUCGACGGUCAACCAGUACAAAACUCAACAAAUUUACAACAUACGACAACGACAAAACCAGGGAAACAGGAGGGUAACGUGAAGAGGACCAGAAUCAACGGCAUGUACACGUCACCGUCCGGCGGUACCCUCGGUAAGCCCACGGCGGUGAUGCGGGCUCUUAACUUCUACCUCUCGGAGCACCCCGUUAUCGUGAGUUUCCGAUGGAGUCACGCUCUAUGGGGCUCAACCUGGUCCUUCCUCUUCUACUCUAUCUCGCUCUACGUCGUUCUUUCCAUUUUUCUCCACCUAAUAUUAGUGGUUCUUCUUCGCCGGGGCCAACGCGUUCCACUUGGGCCGUUACCGGCGCUUCAUAGCCUCUCAAUGUCCCUCAUGUCAGCAACCAUCUUCGCCGGCCUUCUGCUCUCGGCCACGUCGGAGAUCAGAGAGACGCGGUGGCUCUGGCGGCGUUCCAAGACCCCUCUCGAGUGGCUACUCUGUUUCCCCCUCGGGACGCGCCCCUCCGGCCGCGUUUUCUUCUGGUCCUACGUUUUCUACCUGUCGCGUUACGUGCACAUGUUGAGCACCGUUUCGGUCGUUCUACAACGCCGUAAGCUGGUUUUCUUCAAGCUGUUUUAUCACGCGAUUUCCACGUUCAUGUCGUUCCUGUGGUUGGAGUUCUCGCAGUCGUUUCAAGUUCUCGCGAUCCUUUUCACCACGCUGGCGUUUUUCGUCAUUUACGGGUACCGGUUCUGGACCUCCGUGGCGGCGACGGGCGCACGUUUGCCGCUGGUGCUGAACUGCCAGAUUUUGCUGCUUGGGUGCAACUUGGUGUGCCACGUUGGGGUGCUUUUGCUGCAUUUCUUCACAGGGGGGUGUAACGGGAUUGGCGCGUGGGUCUUGAAUUCUGUGCUGAACGGUGCUAUUCUGAUGCUGUUUAUGAGAGUGUAUUUAGGAAGGAAGAGGAAACCUAAUAAGAAUAUGGGUGAUUACGAAUGUGAUGAGAAUAAAAUCGCUCGUUCCUGCUCUGUUUUUUGCGCUGGAAAGGAAGCAGAUAGCAAUAAAUUGAAGUCCAGUUAAAAUCACAGAUCGAAGAUUCAUUCAUUGCUUUAGAAAGGAGGUUCAGCAGUUGAUGCCAUUGAAUUUUCAAUUCGUAAGUGAAGAUCAAACCCUGUAAUUAAAUGUCUUUACUUGUGAUGUGGAUGCUAUGUAUAAUCUUAGAGGAGGG
Vigna angularis (adzuki bean) is the source of this 1383-nucleotide messenger RNA. RefSeq names its product elongation of fatty acids protein 3-like. Gene Ontology annotation, biological process: fatty acid elongation, polyunsaturated fatty acid; sphingolipid biosynthetic process; fatty acid elongation, monounsaturated fatty acid. Gene Ontology annotation, cellular component: endoplasmic reticulum membrane. NCBI's taxonomy places the organism in Eukaryota, Viridiplantae, Streptophyta, Magnoliopsida, Fabales, Fabaceae. The record is from RefSeq and is a predicted model, not a curated record. The transcript has 2 exons. Gene Ontology annotation, molecular function: fatty acid elongase activity. Bases 279 to 1235 code for a protein of 318 amino acids.